Messenger RNA from Perca flavescens (yellow perch), 615 nucleotides. Its product is annotated as pentraxin fusion protein-like. NCBI's taxonomy places the organism in Eukaryota, Metazoa, Chordata, Actinopteri, Perciformes, Percidae. Bases 1 to 615 code for a protein of 204 amino acids. The record is from RefSeq and is a predicted model, not a curated record. The transcript is spliced from 3 exons.
AUGAAUCAAGAAAAGAGUGUGAGCAUUAAGUCCUUGGUGUUCCCCUCGGAGACGAGUACCAGUUAUGUGGAGAUGGUCCCUCUGAAGCCCCUGAACCUGAGGGCUUUCACUCUGUGCAUGCGCGUGGCUACAGAGCUCACCGGUAGUCGCGAGAUCAUCCUGUUUUCGUACCGGACCCAACGCGCUGACGAGCUGAAUGUGUGGCGUGAGCUGGACGGCAGAUUGUCCUUUUACCUGGUGGAUGAACCUGUAUUUUUCCGAGUCCCUGACAUCGGUGCCCUGCAGACCCACCUGUGUGUCACCUGGGAUUCCAGCUCAGGUGCGGCCGCUCUCUUCAUGGAUGGGAGGAAAAGCUUGACCAAAAUUUUCAAGAAGGGUCACACAGUCCAACCCGGAGGCAAGGUUAUCAUCGGACAAGAUCUGGAUAGUUACGUGGGUCCAUUUGAUGCCAAGCAGAGUUUUGUUGGGGAGAUCGGUGAUAUUAAUAUGUGGGACUCUGUCCUCUCAGACCGCAUGAUCCAAGACAUGUUCUCUGGGAAGACAGUACCAAGAGGAAAUGUUUUCGACUGGGAAACCACACAGCUUAACAUUAACGGGGGAGGUGGUGGUUGUUAA